AGUGAAUGACGAUGCAAGUCACUGACGAACCGUGUACAGUAAAGAUGAAUACUUGGUGGGGUUCAUCAAAUUCGAUCUAGAGGACAAUCAUCCGUCGCACAUCUAACUUAUCUAUUAUCAGCCUACUGUAGAGAUCAACGAGCAAUAUCAACGGCUACACAACACUAACUGAGACACAUACUAACUUAACACGCAAAAUACAAACAAUACUUAAGAUAAGAGUGCGAACGGAGACGGUAUGAGUGAUCUCCAAAAGUCUUUCGCCAAGUCACGGCUUGCCCGCCUGCCGCCCGAGCCCCCGCCAAUAUUCGAUGAAGCCCAGGAGGAUGCUCUGGCAUCGCAUCAGCAGCAUGAGGGAGGACAUGAGGAUGAUUCUUCUUCCGCUUCGUCUGCUUCCUCAACAGGAACGGUCGUUCCGUCUCCAAGCCAGCAUCUUUUUGCACGAGGAAGAGGAUCAUCGUCCAAGCAAGACGCUGCAUUAAACUGGACAGACUACUUCGCUCAGGAACUGUACCUGGAAGAAGACGAGAAAGACCUACACAUUUCCCACCACGUCUAUAUCACACCACCGACAAAAUCAGGUCCACUCUUCGUCUUGCACCACGGCGCAGGCUCUUCGGCUCUCUCAUUCGCCGUCUGUGUAGAGGAGAUCAGAAAGAUCCUACCUGACGUCGGGAUCCUCGCACCGGAUGCCCGAUGGCAUGGAAGCACGACGGUGACUCGAAAGACUGAACAACAAGAUUCAGUAAACAGCGAUGUCGAAGUCGAUCUUCGUCUGGACACCCUGAGCCGCGAUCUGGUAUUCGUUGUGCAAGAAACGCAGAAAAAGAUGGGCUGGGAUACGCUUCCGGACCUGGUCCUCAUUGGACAUAGUCUUGGCGGCGCAGUCGUUGUUGAUGCUGCGAAGAAAGGUGAUCUGGGAGCGAAACUAUUAGCUUAUGCGGUCUUGGAUGUGGUCGAAGGUUCUGCAAUGGACGCUCUACAGAGCAUGGAGAAGUAUCUCAUGACAAGACCGACUCGAUUCCCCUCCCUCUCAUCAGGAAUCGAAUGGCAUAUCCGCUCGCGCACACUCCGCAACAGAACAUCCGCACGCGCUUCCGUCCCCUCUCUCCUCCGAGAAGAAGAGAACCCCUCAGACCCAUCCCGUCCCUGGGUCUGGCGAACAGACCUCGCCGUCACCAAACCCCUCUGGGAGAACUGGUUCGUCGGAAUGAGCAAGAAGUUCCUCGAAGCCAAGGGCGGCAAGCUCCUUCUCCUAGCCGGGACCGAUCGACUCGACAAGGAGUUAAUGAUCGGGCAGAUGCAAGGAAAAUACCAACUCCAAGUCCUCCCUGACGCCGGCCACUUCAUCCAAGAAGACCAACCCACCAAAACCGCUCAGAUCCUAGUAGAUUUCUAUAAACGCAACGAUCGAAGCGCCCUCGUUCUUCCACCAAAGGUUGGAGAUAUGUUAGCUUCAGCAGCUAUGGCGAAGGGCACGGGGGAUGCCGCUGCUGGGGUGCUAAAGAGACCGUUUCCGUAGGAUGAUGGGAUUUGUUUGUUUGUCUGGCUUUUUGCUAGCUUCAAUAUGGGAUGUUGUCGUUAUUUGAUGAAAAGGGGUGGGUUCUGGUAUUGCUUAGUUCUCUGCGUGAGGAGGUUCAGGCAGCGGUCUAUGCUCUUAUAUACAUAUGGGUAGAAGCUCACGACAUUGUGGGCAAAUCUCAUAUUUCUC
Messenger RNA from Paecilomyces variotii, 1711 nucleotides. Its product is annotated as phosphatase methylesterase 1. Gene Ontology annotation, molecular function: protein methylesterase activity. The record is from RefSeq and is a predicted model, not a curated record. NCBI's taxonomy places the organism in Eukaryota, Fungi, Ascomycota, Eurotiomycetes, Eurotiales, Thermoascaceae. The transcript has 5 exons. Gene Ontology annotation, biological process: protein demethylation. The coding region runs from base 239 to 1522 and encodes 427 amino acids.